This is a messenger RNA of Naegleria fowleri, 1755 nucleotides long. RefSeq lists its product as uncharacterized. The coding region runs from base 1 to 1755 and encodes 584 amino acids. The transcript has a single exon. The record is from RefSeq and is a predicted model, not a curated record. Lineage: Eukaryota; Heterolobosea; Eutetramitea; Acrasida; Naegleriidae.
AUGAAUUCGCAUCAACUGCUGCGAUGGGGCGGUUUGGUGAUUUGUGUCUUGUUGUUGGCAGGAGUAGCAAUGAAUAUCCAUCAUUUAAUAUCCAAGUGGAAAAUGAAUGGGAAAUCAGUUGUUGAAUCAACAUCGGACACAGUUACCAUUUCAAAGGUCGAAUUGGAUGAGCUGAAACAAUAUGCUCAUUCAUGUAAAGUAUUAAAACAUUUUUCUAUUGUAUUGAUUGAUACCGGAGGCAAUGUUCAUAAACAAAUUAGAACAUUGGUAGGAACAAUACAUCGUUAUCACGAAGCGGAAUUAUUGAUUUAUGUAUAUGGUGUAGAUCUUGAUGAGCCUACUCGGAAUGAAAUAUAUCUUUGGAAAAAUGUCGAAUAUUGGGAUGUCAGAGAACUAUAUCAAGCCACAACAAACAUUGAUCGACCUGAGAAAAUCAAUCCCGAAUAUUACAAACCUGUUAUUUUCAAACACAGUGCUGAACGAUUAGGAAAGUUUGUAUACAUUCAAACAGGACAUUAUUUAACGAGAAGGCUCGAGUUGGAUAAAAUAGACGCCUACUUGGAAAGAUAUGGAAGCUUUUUUGCAUCACCAAAAUGUCAUUCACCUCUUCCUAAAGAUAAGGGCCUUGAAGCUGUCAAGUCUUUUGAUGUGGUUUUUCAUGGUAUUACCUAUAACUCCUAUGCAUACAAGAACCUUUAUAUUCCACUUUAUGAAUGUUCUAGGGCAAAAUGUGCUCCCUCACACUUAAAAGAUUUGGAUCCAGAAAAGUUUGACAGCUUGUCUGACGAUUUGAAGCAUGCAAUGCAUUGUCAAGAUUUAGCAACUAUCACACACGCAAUUUCAGCGGACGCUCCAUUGGAUAGUGCUUGUUAUAUCAUCAAUAGAGAAGAUAUGCUUCUUUCUCCUUCACAACUACCAGGAUUUCCAAUUAAAUCUUGGGUUGCAUUUACUCCACAAAAGGAUGACACUGGACUUAUUAAGCAAAACGACGACAAGCGAAUUCACGUUGCACUUGGUGUACCAACAACAUCUAAGGGUCAUAAGAGUGUCAACGAAAAUCCUCUCUUUAAAGUAUUUCUUCCUAGUUUGAAAGAAACAAUUGAACGAAAAGGAACACCAGAAGGUGACAAAUAUGUGUACAAGCUUUAUGUUGCCAUUGAUCGUGGAGAUCCUGUUUACGAUAACACUGAAAACCAAAAACAAUUCAAGAAUUUGGUUAUGAGUCAAAUGGAAGGAUAUAAUUUCCAUUUCCAAAUUAUCAAAGUUAUUAAUUCUCAUGGAUGGGUUCCAAUGUUGUGGAAUACUGUUUUCCAACAUGCCAUUGACGAUGGUGCUGACUAUUUCUAUCAACUUAAUGAUGACGUUAGAUUCAUUACUCCAGGAUGGACAGGAAUGUUAGUUGAACGAUUGGAGAAUAAUCCUUUCAGAAAGAACUUUGGUGUUACGGGACCAACAGAUGAAGGAAACAGAAGCAUCUUUACACAAGCAUUCGUGCAUCGAACACAUCAUCAUAUUUUUGGAUACUUCUACCCAUAUGUUUUCAAAAAUUGGUAUAGUGAUGACUGGAUUUCGCUAGUUUACAGAGACUCCAACUCGUACUUUAAGGAUCCACACAAACCAAUGGUAAGAAAUCAACAAACAUUUGGUACUAGAUAUGACAUUUGUGACGCAAAUGGACGAGAGAACCUUCACAAGAUUUUGCAGAUAUCGAAGGUAAAGAUCAAAGAGUACCUGGAAUCUACUACAGCUCCUUAA